This is a messenger RNA of Pyrenophora tritici-repentis Pt-1C-BFP, 648 nucleotides long. RefSeq lists its product as uncharacterized. The record is from RefSeq and is a predicted model, not a curated record. Lineage: Eukaryota; Fungi; Ascomycota; Dothideomycetes; Pleosporales; Pleosporaceae.
AUGCAGGACGUCUACCUCAUUAUCCGCGUAGAAGCCAACAGGCCUAAGACCAAAACUGAGGCUGGAGAGCCCGGAAAAGCUGCUGCACCCGUGGUGAGCUUGGACUCUUCAAAUCCAGUAGUUACUCUCCAUGAUGUCACCAAGGGGAGCCUGCCGUCUCGCCUCCGUGUUAAGAAUCAUGGAUCUUCUGUUGACAUAAGACACAUCACGAACCCUUCAACGUCGCGCACUUACUCUGUUGCAUGCGAAAAGAAACCGAACCCCGAAGAAACAUGGAGCAUCCCCGCUUCCUUCACAUCUGCAGAAGAAGCACUGGCGCACCUAGGGAACAUUCCGGAGUGGGCCAAAGAGAGCUGUCGAGAUCGCGACAUUGCACUUAAAAAAGAGCCAUACAAACAAAAAUUAUCCAAGUGGAAAAUAUCGUGGGAAGGAGAGCGGUGUGUCAAAAUCAAGCACAACGAGGACAGCAUUACCUGGUAUUUGUUGGAGACGAUCAUAUGUGAGGAACCGAGAUCCAAGGAGAUGAAAGAACAGGACAAAGCGGACCUUGGGGGUAUGGGGACAAGAUCAAAGAGCAAGAAGGCAGCCAAGACAGUGAAAGAGCAGGAGGGGUACGAGGACGCUAUUAUGGAGGAUUUGGGGAUUUAA